GUAGUGGGUUUGAUCUGAUUCCAAUUCCGUCGCUGAUAAUGCCCUCUUCGAAAGAUUCGUGUUAAAAGAGACCUGAAAAUGAUGAAUUUUGUUUCUCUCUGUGACAUAAAUUAUGGGUUUGUGCCCAAAAAGUCAACUGAUUUGUUUGUGAAACAGAAAAUUCACAAGCUUCCCAGCAGAGGAGAUGUAAUCACAAGAUUACCGGUGUUUAGUUCAAAUGCAUGGGAGAAUCUGAAUGCUAAAACAAGAAGUAACCUUAAAGUUGGGCCAAUCUUUUGUAAGAGUUAUGGAGAUACAUCAAAAGUUUACCAAGAAGAGGAAAUUCCCAGAGAAAAAUUGAUAUGGAGAGCAAUCAAACUACCAAUGUACUCUGUCGCUUUAGUUCCUCUUACCGUUGGCGCUUCAGCGGCAUAUUUAGAGACGGGUUUGUUCCUAGCUAGACGUUAUGUUACUCUAAUGCUCUUAUCAAUUCUUAUCAUUACUUGGCUCAACCUAAGUAAUGAUGUUUAUGAUUUUGAUACUGGAGCUGAUAAGAACAAAAAGGAAUCAGUAGUAAAUCUGGUUGGAAGCCGGACAGGAACCUUAGCCGCUGCAAUCACAUCGCUCGUACUUGGUGUUUCUGGUCUAGUUUGGACAUCUUUGAAUGCAAGUAAUAUCCGUGCAAUACUAUUACUGGCAUCGGCAAUACUAUGCGGCUAUGUAUACCAGUGUCCGCCAUUUCGGUUAAGUUACCAAGGAUUAGGAGAGCCUCUAUGCUUUGCAGCAUUUGGUCCAUUUGCUACUACUGCUUUUUAUCUACUUCUUGGUAGCUCAAGCGAGAUGAGGCAUCUUCCAUUAAGCGGUAGGGUCCUUUCCUCAUCUCUCCUUGUUGGUUUUACUACAUCUCUCAUCCUUUUCUGCAGCCACUUUCAUCAGGUGGAUGGAGAUUUAGCUGUGGGGAAAUAUUCACCUAUGGUUCGGUUAGGGACUGAAAAAGGAGCUUUUGUUGUGAGAUGGGCUAUUCGUUUGCUAUAUUCAAUGCUUCUAGUUCUUGGUUUAAGCAGGAUUUUGCCACUACCUUGCACAUUGAUGUGUUUCCUGACAUUACCAAUUGGGAAUUUGGUUUCAAGCUAUGUCGAAAAGCACCACAAGGAUAAUGGGAAGAUAUUCAUGGCCAAGUAUUACUGUGUGAGACUCCACGCAUUGUUUGGAGCCGCAUUGUCGUUGGGACUAGUUAUCGCUCGCUAGAUUUCACUUACCAAACAUUUGUUUAAUUUUUCUCUUUUUCCAAAAUUAAAUAAACCUUUACUUAUGAG
Molecule: messenger RNA, 1295 nt
Organism: Arabidopsis arenosa
Lineage: Eukaryota; Viridiplantae; Streptophyta; Magnoliopsida; Brassicales; Brassicaceae
Source: the annotation of a GenBank genome assembly